AUGGCAACCACAACCGCCACCGCCACCACCACCACGAUCACCACCACUGCCGCUGCCGCCAUGACGUGGACAGAGGCGAACGCCCUCCUCAACGCCGCCAAGGCCCUCAUGGCCUUAAACGAGGAGGGGGUCAUGCCAACAAGAGGGUUGGGGGCUACGUCGACCAGAACGGACAUCACGUUCAAGGAGACGCCGAUGCCAAAGGAGCCCGUUGACAAGGUUUUCAAGAAGGGGUAUUUCUGGGAGGAAAAGAGGUUCGCGGAGGAGUACAAACGGGAGAAAAACCCGAGGGCCUGGGUGCCGGAGAUAACGGACGCAGAGCUGGCGGCCGACAUGGAGGCCAUAGGGGUCUGUUUAGAGGGCCGCGGGCAGCGGAAGAGGAAGCUGACCGCGAAAGGUCAGGCGGCUGUGGAGCAGGCCGUGACCAGGAUGAAGAAGUCCAAGACUUCAUAG
Messenger RNA from Exophiala bonariae, 453 nucleotides. RefSeq lists its product as uncharacterized. The transcript has a single exon. NCBI's taxonomy places the organism in Eukaryota, Fungi, Ascomycota, Eurotiomycetes, Chaetothyriales, Herpotrichiellaceae. The record is from RefSeq and is a predicted model, not a curated record. Bases 1 to 453 code for a protein of 150 amino acids.